UGGGGGGGGGAAAGUUCCCAAACUGCAGCCUAAAAGGUGGGUGUCAAGGUGCUGCCGCGCUUCGCCGAGCACGUGCUCGCGGCCGAGUGGAGCAGCGGAGCGCCGAGCGAGCGCGAGACACACGCGACACGCGCGAGACACCCGCGAGACAGACACCCGCGACCAGAAGAGUCAGUCGGUUCACUCAGAAUUACGGAGCGGCGGGUGAAGCUCGCGGGCGAAGCAAACUCGCGACGAUGCCGGGCGUGCGCGCGCUCUGCCUCAGCCUCUGCGUGGUCUCCUGCGCCCUGAACGCGCCACAGAGGCGCGCGCGCGCGGAACACGUCGACGUGCUCGUCCUCCUGCCCCGAAACGCCUCGUACAUUUUCUCCGUGGCGGCGGUGCGGCCGGCCAUCGAGUUGGCGCAGCGCAGCAUCGCGUCCGAGCGGCGGCUGCGCUUCGCGGUGCGCUACGAGGACUCGGGCUGCGGGGACCGCGCCCUCUUCAGCCUGGUGGACCGCGGUUUCGCCCAGAAACCCGACCUGAUCCUCGGGCCCGUGUGCGAGUACGCGGCGUCCGACGUGGUGAGGGUGGCCUCGCACUGGGACGUCCCGGUGGUGUCCGCGGGGGCCCUGGCCACGGGCUUCGCGCGCAGGGACAGGGGCUACACGCACCUGACCAGGAUCGGACCUUCCUACCUGAAGAUGGCCAGGAGCAUCUCUGCGCUCUUCCGCCACUUCGGCUGGCAGAGCGCGCUGCUGCUCUACGAGGACGACCGCGAGGAGCGCAACUGCUACUUCACGGUGGAGGCGGUGCACAGCGCGCUGGAGGCCGAGCAGCUCAGCACCGAGGCGCUCAGCUUGUACCCCCGGGAGCGCGCGGCGGACGGCGAGGACAUCGCCAGGCUCAUCGAGGGCAACGAAGUUGUUAUUAUGUGUGCUGGGGGUGACAUUGUUCGGGACAUCAUGUUGACAGCCCACCACUGGAAACUCACUAAUGGAAAUUACAUCUACUUCAACAUCGAGCUCUUUAAUGCAUCUUCUUAUGGCAAUGGAUCCUGGAAGAGAGGAGACCAGUAUGACACAGAGGCCAAGCAGGCCUACGCAGCUCUCAAUAUACUCACUCUACUGCGGUCUGUCAAACCAGAAUUUCAGAACUUCUCUUUAGAGGUGAAGAGAUCUAUCCGAAAAGCAGGCGUUCCCGAUCAUGACAGUGGAGACAAUGUGAAUAUGUUUGUGGAGGGGUUCCACGAUGCGCUGCUUCUGUACAGCUUGGCCCUUCAAGAUGCGGUCAAGAAUGGCUUUGGAAAAAACAACGGAAGCCAGAUCACGCAGUUGAUGUGGAACAGAACCUUCGAAGGCAUUGCGGGCCAGGUGUCUAUAGAUGCCAACGGUGAUAGAAAUGGGGAUUUCUCUGUUAUGGCCAUGACUGAUUUUGAGGCAGGCUCUUACAAGGCAGUUUUUAACUACUAUGGAAUUAAUGGAAGUUUCCAGGUGCUACCGGGAUUCAACAGCGACAGAUUUACCUUGAGAGAAAGGCAUCGGCCAGUGUCUGCGGAAAAAUCAUGUGGACUGGGAAUGUCUACAGCCAUGGGUAUCGUAGUUGGAGCAGUUCUGGGAACCGUGCUGGUAUUGGCAUUGUAUUUCUUCAGAAAAUAUAAGAUUAUUGUUGAGCGGCGAUGUCAGCAAGAAGACUACAGCAUGGGCAAGCAUCAUCAGCUGAGAGAAGAUUCUAUUAGGUCUGAUUUUCUCUAGCAUAGUAAUGCAGAAUUGUGUUAUGGAAAAAAAUAAGAUGUUGCAUGAGAUUCUAAAUAUGUAAAAUGCAACUUUAAAAAUGCUAUUUUCAAAACAUCUGUCAUAGACUCAGGAAAACAAUAUAAUUGUGUUACAUGCUGGCAUAAAGUUAUCCAAAAUGCAGCAUAAAUGUUACUGUAAACUAAAUAUUAUACAUUUUACUGAGAGUUCUUAAUUAUGAUUCACUGAGGCUUUUACAUUUCAUAUCUCAAAAUGAUGUCUUCAAAAUACUGCAGAUGUGCCGUAGUGCAUGACAGAAAUAUACACAUCAAAUAAAUAAAGCAAAUAAUGAUGUGGUUUCAAAGACGGUAAAUGUAAUAUUUUUACUUUCGUGUAUAUAUUUGGCUAAUUCCUUGGCUGUAUUCAACAUUAUUGAAAGAUGUUUCUUACUGUUAAAAACAAGUAUUCUUAAACAAGUAUUGGAGCAUGUUCAGAGUGUUUUAUUUUUAAUGAAAAGUACAAGUCCUUGUAGUCUCCACUGUCAUAAUACCACAUGGCUCUGUAAGGCUUAAUUUUUUUUCUGGUGCACAAGCAUACAGUUUAACCAUUUUAGCUGCACAGAUAUCUCAGCCAGAACACUUGUUAAUAAAUGCACCACCACAGUGCAGUCAUAUUUUACGUUUUGAAUUAUUUAUAUUAAUAAAAGCUGCUUGAAGCAUUAUACUGAAAAUUCUCUCUCGGCUUUUUAUUGUAGUACAACCGGUAGAUAAAUUACG
Scleropages formosus (Asian bonytongue) is the source of this 2488-nucleotide messenger RNA. RefSeq names its product atrial natriuretic peptide receptor 3-like. Gene Ontology annotation, molecular function: peptide hormone binding; natriuretic peptide receptor activity. NCBI's taxonomy places the organism in Eukaryota, Metazoa, Chordata, Actinopteri, Osteoglossiformes, Osteoglossidae. Gene Ontology annotation, cellular component: membrane. The coding region runs from base 237 to 1733 and encodes 498 amino acids. Gene Ontology annotation, biological process: signal transduction. The record is from RefSeq and is a predicted model, not a curated record. The transcript has 8 exons.